This is a messenger RNA of Asparagus officinalis (garden asparagus), 1132 nucleotides long. Its product is annotated as transcription factor bHLH128-like. Bases 39 to 746 code for a protein of 235 amino acids. The transcript has 6 exons. The record is from RefSeq and is a predicted model, not a curated record. Gene Ontology annotation, molecular function: protein dimerization activity; DNA-binding transcription factor activity, RNA polymerase II-specific; RNA polymerase II cis-regulatory region sequence-specific DNA binding. Lineage: Eukaryota; Viridiplantae; Streptophyta; Magnoliopsida; Asparagales; Asparagaceae. Gene Ontology annotation, biological process: regulation of transcription by RNA polymerase II. Gene Ontology annotation, cellular component: nucleus.
AACGGCAGUAGUCCAGGCGGCGGCGGCGGCGGCUGGGGAUGGAGGUGUGUGGGGACCACUUGAUGAGGCAGAGUAGCUCUCCUGCUGGAUUCUUCUCGCAGCUCAUGGUCGACAGUGCAUCAGGUUAUGCAGCAACUAGAAGCAUUGGGCACUACUCUCACCCAGUAACUAACAAUAUCCACACAAUGCCACAUACGAGAUUAAAGUCUCAACUGAGCUUCUCUAGUCAAGAGCCACUCUCUCAAAUCUCUGAAAACAAUGAUGAGACUGAUGGCAAUGUUGCACACUCCUACGUCUCGAACAGUUUCUCAAUUGGUUCAUGGGAUGACACAAAUUCAAUUGCAUUUUCUUCUCCAUCAAACAAAAGAGCAAAGAAUAGCAGUGAAGAUUUCAUUAAAAGUCUCAGCCAUAUUGACUCACAGUUUAGCUUGCCAACAACGUCACUAGAGAUGGCUGCAGUAGAGAAUCUCUUCCAAGCUCAACAAGACUCGGUUGCUUUCAAAGUUAGAGCUAAGCGAGGAUGUGCAACUCAUCCCCGGAGCAUUGCAGAAAGGGAAAGGAGAACAAGAAUCAGUGAGAAGUUAAGAAAGCUUCAAGAACUUGUACCUAACAUGGACAAGCAAACAAGCACAGCAGACAUGUUGGAUUUGGCAGUUCAGCACAUAAAAGAGCUGCAGAGCCAGGUUCAGAAUCUUAAUCAGGAGCAAGCAAACUGCACAUGUGAAUGCAAGAAGGAACUUCCCUGAGAUAAAAACUUGCAUUUAUGUAAAGAAGAAUCUCCCAUUACUGAUAUUCAUGGAGAGGAAGGAAGGUAUCAGUUUUCAGUUGUCCUGAUCUUUCACGGUGCCUACACAAAAACAAGUAGCAGUUUUGUGAAUGCCGAUAUCUUAAUUAUUGAUAUCCAUUCAAAGAUUUCAUGAAACAUGGAGUCUCAUAUUCAUUCAAAGAUAUAUGAUGUUCUAAAGUCUUACCUCGUUUGAGAUCUUAUGUAAGAUGUGAUCAUUCAUUCUCGCUUCUCUAGUUUGCGAUGUAGAAAGCAUUAACUUUGUAAUAAAACGGGGAAUGUGGUAUUUUUACGAGGAUAUGAACCUGCAAUCAUAUGCUAAAUCUCAUUUUGCACAUUAAGAUCGGA